Molecule: messenger RNA, 1431 nt
Organism: Colletotrichum chrysophilum
Lineage: Eukaryota; Fungi; Ascomycota; Sordariomycetes; Glomerellales; Glomerellaceae
Gene: YTM1
Product: ribosome biogenesis protein ytm1
Exons: 2
Coding region: 1-1431 (476 amino acids)
Biological process (GO): ribosome biogenesis
Cellular component (GO): preribosome, large subunit precursor
Molecular function (GO): protein binding
Source: RefSeq, a predicted model, not a curated record
AUGGAGUCCUCGGUGGCCCAGGUGAAGGUCAACUUCACAACGACGCAUGAAGACCUCCAGCUCGACGAUAGCAAGAGGCAACUGAUUGUGCCCGCAGACAUCAAGCGAUAUGGCCUCUCGAGGAUAUUGAACUCGGAGUCGAUGCUCAACACCUCCUCCCCGGUGCCCCUCGACUUCCUCGUCAACGGAAACUUCCUCCGCACGACCCUCGAAGAAUACCUCCAGUCCAACGGCCUCUCCUUCGAGUCCACAAUCACCCUGCAAUACGUCCGCUCCCUGCUGCCCCCCGUCUACGAAGCCUCCUUCGAGCACGACGACUGGGUCGCGGCCGUCGACGUCCUCUCCGCCACCUCCCCGGCCGGCAUCUGGUCCGGCGACGCCAUCCCCCAGGGCCAGGACCGCAUCCUCUCCGCCUCCUACGAUGGUCUCGUUCGCAUCUGGGACGGCUCCGGCCAGUGCCUCGCCACGUCCGCCUCGGCCCGCGCCGGCGGCCACUCCAAGCUCCUCACCGACGCAAAGUUCCUCUCGUCGACGCAGCUCGCCUCCGUCGGCCUCGACCAGAAGGUCAUUCUCUGGAAGUACACCGAGUCCGCCGACCGCUUCACCGGCGACCUCAAGCCGACGCUCGAGCUCCACGGCCACAAGAAGAUGAUCAACUCCCUCGCCGUCCACGGCCCCUCAAAACGCCUCCUCACCGCCUCCGCCGACGGCCGCGUCGGCCUCUGGGCCGCCUCCAAGAAGGACUCCCCCGAGGUCGACGCCGACGAUCUCCCCGCCAAGCGCGCAAAGACCUCCGCCGGCUCCUCCGUCUCCGUCCCCCAGCGCGGCGCGAAGGCCAUGAUCCCCGCCCACGAGGGCUCCUCCGCCACCGCCGUCGCCUUCCACCCCUCCGACCCCACCGUUGCCUACUCCGCCUCCACCGACCACACCCUGCGCACCCUCGACCUGACGAACGGCAGCGUCGUGAGCACCCUCACCACGAUGCAUCCGCUGCUCUGCCUCGCGCCCAUGGGCGGCGCUUCGUCGCUGGUCGCCGCCGGCUCCGCCGCCCGCCACGUCACGCUGCUCGACCCCCGCGCCACCGCGAAUGCCACCUCGGUGCUCACGCUGCGCGGCCACGCCAACAUGGUCUCCGCGCUCGCGCCGAGCCCGGACAACGAGUACUCGCUCGCCUCCGCGUCCCACGACGGCACCGUCAAGAUCUGGGACCUGCGCAGCGUGCGGCCCGCGACCAAGGACGAGGGCGGCGGCAGCGUCAGCGAGGCCGUGUACACCAUCUCCCGCGAGUGGCUCAAGGGCAAGAAGGUGCCGAUGGGCGGCGAGGGUGCCAAGGUGUUUGGGCUGGCGUGGGACAAGAGCUGGGGUAUUGUUAGCGGUGGUGAGGAUAAGAAGGUGCAGAUCAACAGGGGGAGAGAUCUCGUUUCGUCUUAG